Molecule: messenger RNA, 1959 nt
Organism: Botrytis porri
Lineage: Eukaryota; Fungi; Ascomycota; Leotiomycetes; Helotiales; Sclerotiniaceae
Exons: 2
Coding region: 1-1959 (652 amino acids)
Source: RefSeq, a predicted model, not a curated record
AUGGUAGAUUCCAGCGAGUUUGCUCAUUAUUUCCUUAUAAGAUGGAAAAUCGAAGACGACUCCUUAUCUUAUAUUGAUCAUGAUUAUUGGGAAGGAUUAAUAAAUCAAAUAGUCGAAUCACUACGGGUCAGGAAAGUGUCGGAUCGAGGUCGAGACAGACUAUUUCAGAUGGCUAUUGAUCGCGCCAACAAGCCACCGCCUGAUGGCGAUUCAAACCCAAACCAUUACAGCCAAUUGUCAGAGGCUCGAAGGUUCAAACUCAUGAUAGCAAUUAUAUGGAAUAUCUCUGCUGGUAAGGAUUGUGGUCGUAAAUUUUACCGUGAAGGCGAGAUACGAAUGCCUCGCGAUUCAGCAGAUAAAAACCCCCGUGGAAAGGAUUUUAGCGACACUGUAUGCUCUGUGCCGGAUGAUACUGAAGGUUUCUUUUCCUUCGUGAUGGAAACAUUGAAGGCUGCCAAAGAAUUCGCGUCAUGUCGCAGUCAGAUUCUAGCUCUUCGUCAGUCAUCUGCAAUUGAUUCGAAAAAAAGACAAUCAAAAAGGACUUCUUCAUCUGUGCGCAAAGAAAGCCCGAGCAACCAGAAAGAACUGAACCUUGAUCAAGUGGUAUCAAUCUCAUCAAACAGAGCAGGACAUUCAAGAGAAAAAUCCUCAUCUGAAGCCAACAACUCAUCAAGCAGACUAGAAAAACAUAUAAUCGGAGAUGCAACGUCGUGUUCGUCGAAUAUUGCGGGACGUUCGGUCGAAGCAGGACCAAAUAUUGAUCAGCUAAUUUCCAAUUCAUCAAAUAGAUUGGAAUAUUUAACUGGAGAGCAAUCAGACACGGAUAGCUCAGCGUCAACAUCAACUGCAUACGACCCGUCGGAACGUUCAAAUGAGUUUGGGGAAGUUGUUAAACCGUUAGCGGUUUCAUCAAAUGGAUUUGAACACCUAGCUGUAGAACAACCAGAAGUCGAUCGUUCAGCAUCAAUGUCGAUGGCAUCAGAUUCGUCAGAACAGUCAGACCCAUUAGGACAUUCAAUCCAAUCGGAGGAAGUUACUGAGCCGAUAGCACUUGCACCAAACAACUUGGGACAUCCAAUUGGACUUUAUCAUCCACCACUAGUUGGCAUUGAUAUUACAGGUCAUGGCAGUCUCAUUAUCAAGAAAGCCUUCUUGCACAAUAGGAAGAAAUCGCUCAUUGCCCUUGGAGUUCCUUUGGACGUUGUUUGUACACAAUCCAAGGACUACAUUGUAUGUGGACUAAAAGGUUGGAGCGAAGGAGGAUAUGUACAGGGACAAUUGGCUCUUGACAUUGUUGGUGUUUGGUUUGAGAAAUCAAUGCGUCAAUAUUAUUGUCACACCUUGAUAGAUUUCAUACGCGAACUCAGUGCAGGACAACAGUUGAAUUUCGGGCAACUUUAUAACGCCGCUGGUGGAUUUCCCCUCGUGGCUAGCCGAAGUAAAUUCGAUAUAGUUCCAGGAGACGCAGUGGUUGCAACCCGGUCUCAGAACGUUUCGCAGAAUUCUUCUUCUCAUCGACACUUAUUUCAAAUCACGAACCAGAAUGUUGCUGGUAAGUUCAUCGGUCGUGGCGGAGCCAGUACCAGAGAGGCCGAGAAAAUUCUGAGGCUAUCCAUUUCAAUCAAGCAGUUUAAUGGAAAAGAAUACUUUGUGUGUAAGCCUUGCGCACAUCAAAAUCUUGAUCGACAGGAGAUGGUCAAUCUUGAAAGAUGCCGAAUUGGUUUGGAAAUUAUCAGUAUAUGGCUUUGGGAACAUUGGAACGCACAAAACGACUACAUCAAAUUGCUGGAGUUCCUUUGUGGCCUGAAAGGAUCAAAUGAUCAAAUGACAUUGGAGGAAAUCUAUGAAGCCGCGAUACAUUCUAUGAGACGAAUGAGGCUGCCAUAUUCCCACAAGGCUUUCUUCGAGUCGAAUUAUUCCAUAGAAGCAGAAUCAGAAGAUCAGAAAGACAGAUUUUAG